Panicum virgatum (switchgrass) is the source of this 1062-nucleotide messenger RNA. RefSeq names its product NDR1/HIN1-like protein 10. The transcript has a single exon. Lineage: Eukaryota; Viridiplantae; Streptophyta; Magnoliopsida; Poales; Poaceae. The record is from RefSeq and is a predicted model, not a curated record. Bases 95 to 742 code for a protein of 215 amino acids. Gene Ontology annotation, biological process: defense response to other organism.
AGCAACAAAAGUUAGCCAGUUGACGCCCUUCUGAGUCAAUCUCCUAUAGCCAAUCAAGGUCCGGCCCAGCAGCAGCCAAGCCACUGCUCCAUUCAUGGGGUUGCUCGACGAGUGCUGCGACGACUGCCGCUGCUACAGCUGCCGGGACUUCUGGUGGUGCAUCCUCUGCCUCGCCAUCCUCGCCGCCGUCGCCCUCGUCGCCGUCCUCGUCGCCGCCUUCGGCUUCGUCCGCCACGUGAGUGUCACCGUGGACGACGCCUCCCUGACGCGCCUCGCGCUCGUCGGCGGCGGCGGCGCGCCGGCGCUCGCGUACAACCUCUCGGUGACGCUCACCGUCCGCAACCCGAACUGGGCGAUGAGCAUGGCCAACACCAAGCCGCUCGACGCCGCGUACAGCUUCGACGGCCAGCAGUUCGACCGCGUGCGGCUCGCCGGCGAGGGCGACAAGCUCCCCGCCGGCAAGACCAGGGUGUACAGGCUCACGUCGGGCUCCGGCGGCGCGCCCGUGUCGCUGGGCAACGCCGGCGUCGCCGAGUUCGCCAGGGAGAACGCCACGGGGGUGUUCGAGGUGGAGGUGGCGGUGAGAGGGGAGGUCAAGUACACGGCGCGCCCCGCCAAGUGCGCCAUCGAGGCCACCUGCCCGCUCAAGCUCCAGCUCGCGCCGCCGGGGCAGGCGGCGCCGGCGGCCGUCGUGUUCCAGAAGGUCAAGUGCAAGCUCGCCAAGGCAGAGAAGCACUGCUAGGCCGCCGAAAAUGCCGGAUGAUGAUGUUCAUAAAUAAUCUCUGCAAGCUGAUGCUGGUGGCGAUCGACUGUUAGUUGUCAUGCAUGUUUGGUGUUAGUUUGCAAUGCGUUUCGUCUGCACUCUGGCACUCUGCACUGCACGAACCAAAACUAUGGAACUUGCUGUUUAAUAAUCUUCUGCAGUUAGGUAGCUAGUCACUGCUCUCGCUCGUAACAACCUUGCUUUGUUAGUUUGCGAAGCUUAAUUCUCUGUUUAAUUUGUUGCAAGUGGUACGUGACACCAAUAAGAAGUAGAGGGUCUCACUUGGUCUUCAUUUUUAA